Molecule: messenger RNA, 1464 nt
Organism: Oryza brachyantha (malo sina)
Lineage: Eukaryota; Viridiplantae; Streptophyta; Magnoliopsida; Poales; Poaceae
Product: exocyst complex component EXO70A1-like
Exons: 1
Coding region: 1-1464 (487 amino acids)
Biological process (GO): exocytosis
Cellular component (GO): exocyst
Molecular function (GO): phosphatidylinositol-4,5-bisphosphate binding
Source: RefSeq, a predicted model, not a curated record
AUGAGUAUGCCGUUGCGCCAUCGCCGCACGCUCUCCGCCACCGUCGUCGACGAAACCGUCGCUGCUGCGGCCACGCUCGUCGGCAAGUGGCAUCCAGAUGACGACGGCGCCUCGCUCUUCCUCCACGCCUCCGCCUCGGAGGCUGACCACUUCCUGCACGCCGCCCUCGACCUCCACCGCGCUAUGCUCUUCUUCGCCUCCGACCCAACCAACGCCCACAACGGCAACGGCCUCGCCCAGGCCCAUCACCUCCUCGACACGGCCAUGCGGAGGCUUCAGCUCGAGCUCCGCCUCCUCCUCUCACCACCAGCCCGCGGGGAACACCAUGCCCGCACUCUCCACGCGCUCGCCCAGGCCAUGAUGACUGCCGGCUAUGGCAAGGAGUGCAUCUCCACCUUCAAGGAGCGUCGCCGCGCAGCGAUGGCCGCCACCCUGCGCCGCCUACAUAUCGUCGUGCAGCUCCACAAGCUCACCUGGGACCAGGUCGACGACAACAUACAGUCCUGGCUCGCCGCGGCACGCGUUGCCUUCUCGUCCGUCUUCCCUGCGGAGAAGGAGCUUUGCGACACCGUCUUCGCCGGUGACGCGUCUGUCGGCGACGCGGUGUUCGAAGACGUUGCCAGCCACCAGGCCACAAACCUCGUCGCCGUCGCUGAGGCCGCCGUGGCGCGAGCGCGCCGCGCGCCGGAGCGGUUGUUCCGUGUGCUCGACGUGCACGACGCACUCACCGAGGUCCUGCCGGCAAUCAUGUCCGUGUUCGGGGACAGGUCAGAGGUCGCGAAGCGCGCCCGCUCUGUUCUGUUUAAAGCCGGUGAGGCGGCACAGGGAGCACUGGGCAGCUUGGAGGCGGCCAUCGAGAAGGAGCCGUCCAAAGCCACGGCGGCAGGCGGCGCAGUGCACCCGCUGACGCGCUACGUGAUGAACUACCUGGUGUUCCUGGCCGACUACGAGGGCGCCCUUGAUCGCAUAAACCAACAGCCGUCCAUCGGUUGGCUGCUGCGGGUGCUGAUGCGGAAAAUCGAGGCCAAGGGCGGGAGCUGCCGAGAGGUGGCGCUCAGGCACCUCUUCCUCGCCAACAACACGCACUACGUCGGAAGGAAAGUGCGCGGCUGCAACAAGCUGCAGCAGGUUCUCGGGGAUGGGGAUGAUGAGGAGUUGGCGAGGGCGACGCGGCGUCACGUGGAGGCGUACGUUCGCGCGGUGUGGGAGAAGGUGCUCAAGGCAAUCGCCGCAGCGGACGGCGUGGAGGCGGCUUUGAUGGAGACCGUGGCGAUGCAGGACAACUGGGUCACUGCAGACCAGUCGAUGGGCGACGCGCUGAGGGCCGCGGCUACUGCUGCAGUGGUGCCCAAGUACAGGAUGUUCUACCGGCGCCACGGUGCGGCGCUGCGGCUGACGCCGGGGGACGUGAACGCCAUGAUCGGCGCUCUGUUUAAUGCCGCCUCUCAUCCUGAUCGACCAUGA